Morchella importuna is the source of this 2016-nucleotide messenger RNA. RefSeq lists its product as uncharacterized. Gene Ontology annotation, biological process: cellular response to unfolded protein; protein refolding. The transcript is spliced from 4 exons. Gene Ontology annotation, cellular component: cytoplasm; mitochondrion. NCBI's taxonomy places the organism in Eukaryota, Fungi, Ascomycota, Pezizomycetes, Pezizales, Morchellaceae. Gene Ontology annotation, molecular function: ATP hydrolysis activity; ATP-dependent protein folding chaperone; ATP binding. The coding region runs from base 1 to 2016 and encodes 671 amino acids. The record is from RefSeq and is a predicted model, not a curated record.
AUGGUUCUUUCAAGAAUUGCCCGUGUUGCUCCCCGGGCUGCCCCUUCAUUGAGGUCGUUUGUCAGGCCUAAUGUCACUCGCCCUACACUAUCCGCCUUCUCGCGGUUCAACUCCUCUGAACCCAAGGUUCAGGGUCAGGUUAUCGGUAUUGAUUUGGGUACAACCAACUCUGCCGUCUCCGUAAUGGAGGGAAAGGUUCCCCGCGUCAUUGAGAACGCCGAGGGUGCCCGUACCACCCCCUCAGUUGUCGCUUUCACUCAGGACGGCGAGCGUCUCGUUGGUAUCGCGGCCAAGCGUCAGGCUGUUGUCAACCCCGAGAACACCCUCUUCGCCACCAAGCGUCUCAUCGGUCGUAAGUUUACCGAUCCUGAGGUCCAGAAGGAUAUCGCCCAGGUCCCCUUCAAGAUUGUCCAGCACACCAACGGGGAUGCCUGGGUUGAGGCCCGUGGCCAGAAGUACUCUCCUUCGCAGAUUGGAGGUUUCAUCUUGCAAAAGAUGAAGGAGACCGCCGAGGCCUAUCUCAGCAAGCCCGUCAAGAACGCCGUCGUCACUGUUCCCGCUUACUUCAACGACUCCCAGCGUCAGGCUACCAAGGAUGCCGGUCAGAUUGCUGGAUUGAACGUUCUCCGUGUCGUCAACGAGCCCACUGCUGCCGCUCUUGCCUACGGUCUUGAGAAGGAUGCUGACCGUAUUGUUGCCGUCUUCGAUCUUGGUGGUGGUACUUUCGAUGUCUCCAUUCUUGAGAUCCAGAAGGGUGUGUUCGAGGUCAAGUCCACCAACGGUGACACCCAUCUCGGUGGUGAGGACUUUGACAUUACCCUUGUUCGCCACCUUGUCCAGCAGUUCAAGAAAGAGUCUGGCAUUGAUCUUUCUGGCGACCGCAUGGCCAUUCAGCGUAUCCGUGAGGCAGCUGAGAAGGCCAAGAUGGAACUCUCAUCUGCUCUCCAGACCGAUAUCAACCUUCCUUUCAUCACUGCUGAUGCCUCCGGCCCCAAGCACAUCAACCAGAAGCUCACCCGCGCCCAGUUCGAGGCUCUCGUCGACCCUCUCAUCCAGAAGACCAUCGAGCCUUCCCGCAAGGCUCUUAAGGAUGCUGGCCUCAAGGCUUCCGAGAUCCAGGAGGUUAUCCUUGUCGGUGGUAUGACCCGUAUGCCCAAGGUUGCCGAGACCGUCAAGAGCGUUUUCGGACGUGACCCCGCCAAGUCUGUCAACCCCGACGAGGCCGUCUCCAUCGGUGCCGCCAUCCAGGGAGGUGUCCUCGCCGGUGAGGUCAUGGACGUUUUGUUGCUCGACGUUACCCCCUUGUCUCUCGGUAUCGAGACCCUCGGUGGUGUCUUCACCCGUCUGAUCAACCGCAACACCACCAUCCCCACCAAGAAGUCCCAGGUCUUCUCCACCGCCGCCGACUUCCAGACCGCCGUCGAGAUCAAGGUCUACCAGGGAGAGCGUGAGCUCGUCCGCGACAACAAGCUCCUCGGAAACUUCCAGCUUGUCGGAAUCCCCCCUGCCCACCGUGGUGUCCCCCAGAUUGAGGUCACCUUCGACAUUGACGCCGAUUCCAUCGUCCACGUUUCCGCAAAGGACAAGGCCACCAACAAGGACCAGUCCAUCACCAUUGCCUCCGGCUCUGGUCUCUCAGACUCUGAGAUCCAGACCAUGAUUGACGAUGCCGAGCGUUACCAGGCCGCCGACAAGGACCGCAAGGACGCCAUUGAGGCUGCCAACCGCGCUGACUCUGUCGUUAACGACACUGAGAAGGCCCUCAAGGAGUUUGAGGACAAGCUUGACAAGUCUGAGGCCUCUACCAUCAAGGAGAAGAUCACUUCCCUCAGGGAGUUGGUUGCCAAGGCCCAGUCCGGUGAGGGUGGUGUCACCGCUGAGGAGCUCAAGGCCCAGACCGAUGCCGUUCAGACCGCGUCUUUGACCCUCUUCGACAAGAUGCACCGUGCCAGAUCUGAGCAGCAGAACGCUCCCCCCGCCGAUGAGGCCAAGCCUGAGGGCGAGAAGAAGGAGUAA